UUAAUUUCGGAAAGGAAACAUUUAGAGAAUUAUGUUCUUUUUUUAAUAUAUAUAGUGAAUAUAAAAAGAGUAAUAGUUGUUUUGAUUAAUUAUAUAUACAAUUAUUGUUAUCUGAAUGUAGUAGUGAAAACCAUCCUUAACAAAGUAUUUUUCCUUUAACCACCACUUCAACAUCAAUCGAUCAAGGAAGGAGUUUACUGAUGCAAGGGAAUAAGAAAAGUUCUCUAGGACAGUGUUCUGCAUCGCUAGUAUCGAUAUAUCAUAAGAGAGUCAUUCAGCAAACAGAAAGCUGUCCUAUCGUUGCAUCUCGGUGUAAUCCUUACGAGUUGUGGAAAUCAACUUGGCAAUAACAUGUUGCAUUGAUAUGCAAGUUGUAUAACUUAACAGAUUUUACUUUAUCGGCCUGUUACAAAUGCGUUACGGUAUUCUACGAAUAGUAAAGAAACAAAUCAAUGAAAACAUCGUCACUAAAUAAAAUAUUAUCUCAAAUAUUUGAAAAAUAUAUAAUAAUAAAAAAUAAUUUCAAAUAGUCCAAGAUAAAAAUAAAUUCCAAAAAAAUCCAAUAGAAAAAUCGAUUACCGUAGUAAUCCUAUUUGUGAGAUUACUCAAGCUUCACCACACGUAUUGGAAAAAGCAAAGGAUAAUUAACCAUUAAAAGAUGUAUAUGGUUUCAUUGAAAAUUCUUCGCUAAAAAAUAUUACUGCAUCUCAGUUUUGCUAUAAUUGAAGAAGAAAAACAAGACCUAGCUAAUUAAAAGUCAAGAUCGAUGAUGGCGAAUCUUGUGGCAAAUCCAACAACUGCGAUACAAAUGAAUACGAUUGCUUCCAAAAAAAUAAGUAUCAUACCAGUUUUAAUAUCUGUCUUAAUUUACUUCAAUUAUUACCUAAUAAAUCCCAUAAAUCAACCUCCGGUCAUGAAAAAUCUAUUAAAGGAAUACGAUUUCAUAGUAAUCGGUGGUGGUUCAGCUGGUAGCGUUGUUGCUAACAGACUAACAGAGAAUUCAGAAUGGAAUGUACUUCUUUUAGAAGCGGGUGGUCAUGAAAAUGAGAUUACGGAUAUACCAGCUUUCUCCAUAUACUUACAGAACACUAAAUUGAAUUGGCAAUAUAAAACUCAAGCGCAAAAUACUGCUUGCCAAGCAAUGAAAGAUAACCGUUGUUGUUGGCCCCGUGGAAAGGUAUUAGGUGGUUCAAGCGUACUUAAUACAAUGCUUUAUAUCCGCGGAAACCGUCGUGAUUUCGAUCAAUGGGAAAGCUUUGGUAAUCCAGGAUGGGGAUACGACGAUGUACUCCCAUACUUUAAAAAGUCACAGGAUCAAAGAAACCCAUAUUUGGCGCGAAACACCAAAUAUCAUAGCACAGGUGGUUACCUAACCGUUGAAGACUCUUCGUAUAAAACAUCUCUGGCUCCAGUUUAUCUUCAAGCUGCAAAAGAACUGGGUUAUAAUAUCAGGGAUAUAAAUGGCGAAAAACAAACAGGUUUUGCAUUUUUUCAAUAUACAAUGCGCAGAGCUACAAGGUGCAGCACAGCCAAGGCAUUUAUACGACCCAUUCAAUUUCGAAAGAAUUUUCACUUAUCAUUAUGGAGCCAUGUUACGCGUGUUCUCAUAGAUCCAAGUACGAAAAAAGCCUACGGCGUAGAAUUCAUUAGGAAUGGUCGUGUCGAGACCGUAUUUGCAAAGAAAGAAGUUAUACUUUCGGCAGGUGCCAUAAACACUCCUCAAUUAUUGAUGCUAUCUGGAAUCGGUGCUAGGGAUCAUCUGGAAGAACUUGGUAUUCCAGUGAUCCAGGAUUCACCUGGUGUAGGACAGAACCUUCAAGAUCAUAUAGGAUUUGGUGGUCUAGUCUUCCUCGUCGACUACAAUACCAGUUUGAAGACAUCUGCUUUUAUGAACUUAAAAACUAUAUUGGAAUAUAUAAUUAACAGAAAAGGCCCUCUAACUUCGAGCAUUGGUCUGGAACUAGUAGGUUUUCUAUCCUCCAAAAACGCCAAUCAAACCGAUGAUUGGCCUGACAUAGAAUUUAUGAUUACCUCUGCCACGAUUAAUAACGCACCUGAUAUAGCGGAAACUGCUUUCUGCCUAACGGAAGAUUUUUAUGAUGAAGUCUACGGCGAUAUCAUUAAUCAUAACAGUUUCAACAUUAUUCCAAUGAUCCUCAGACCUAAAUCUCGUGGUUAUAUAAAAUUAAAGUCAAAAAACCCGCUAGAUUAUCCGUUGAUGUAUCACAAUUAUUUGACGAAUCCUGAUGACAUGAGAGUAUUGCGAGAAGGAGUCAAAGCAGCAAUUGCAUUUGCUGAAACAAGUAGUUUGAGAAGAUUAGGAGCAAGAUUUCACAGUAAGCCAUAUCCAAAUUGUAAACAUCAUCCGAUGUUCACAGACGAGUAUUGGGAAUGUGUAAUUCGUCAAUUCACGAUGACUAUUUAUCACCUGAGCUGUACUGCGAAAAUGGGUCCACGAUCCGACCCAAUGGCCGUCGUAGAUCCCUCUUUAAAAGUAUAUGGAGUAGAAGGACUUCGAGUGAUCGAUGCUUCGAUCAUGCCCACGAUCACUAAUGGCAAUAUUAAUGCACCUGUGAUAAUGAUAGGUGAAAAGGGUUCAGAUCUCAUAAAAAAAGAUUGGUUUUAUAGACAAAAAAGAAGCAAUAAGACUAUUGCAGCUUCUUUCGAUGAACAUUAAGCAAUUAUUACAGUUCAUCGAACGAAAGUAAAAUAUAUAUCAUUAUUAUUACGGCGCAUAAAAUGACUACGAGAAUGAACUACGAGAAUAGAUAGAAAGUUUUUUAAGGUUUACGUUUCCUAUUUCUUUUUCUAUCUUUAAAACGAUAUUUUAUACAAAUAAAAUGUAUUUAAUCAAACGAUUCAUUAAAUCAUUUUAUUUUCUUAAGCAAAGUAAUUAUGCAUUUACAUAAUAAUAAAUAAUAUUGUGUUGUAAAUUCCAUUGCUAUUUACGAACAUUGAAAACAAUUUAAUGUAAAAAGAGUGACAUUCGUGGAUUGAUAAUGUCUCACUUGAACCAUUUAUAACCCAAUUUCCUUUCUUUCUAAUCUUUCUUUUACUGAAUAUAACAUAAAAUGUUCUUUCACUAUACCUUCUUUUCGUCCUUGACUUAAAUAAAAAGCAAUUUGUGUUUUAAAACCUAGAUGGCUAGAUGGAAUCGACGUUUGCUUCAAACAUUAUAUAAUAGACAAUCACUUCUUAUAUAAAAGCCAAACAUUUAUGAUUAUCAAAUUUAAUAGACGGAACACGAUGAGGUAAUACCAUUUUAUUGAUUAUGUAAUUUUACUAUGUCUGGGUCUUCGAUGUUAAUUUUUUUUAAGUUUUUUUGUCUCAUCUUCUACUAUACUUAUUGGUUAUACUCCAUGAAAUGUACAUUAUAAGUACCUCAUUAUCAUACUAUUUUACAGUAUUUACGAUUCGUAAACAACCCUUCAUAACUCAGUUUCUCUUUCUCACUUCUUCUUCAAAGGAAAACAUACAAUUUUUCAAUCGAUUUGAUCGUACAGUUUCAACACUUGAAAUUUCCAUUUUUGAAAGUUCUUUUAUUAAUUCAAUACAUGUCCAAAUAAAUUUUGGACGCUAUCAAAAAUA
Molecule: messenger RNA, 3588 nt
Organism: Vespula vulgaris
Lineage: Eukaryota; Metazoa; Arthropoda; Insecta; Hymenoptera; Vespidae
Product: glucose dehydrogenase [FAD, quinone]-like
Exons: 5
Coding region: 767-2677 (636 amino acids)
Molecular function (GO): flavin adenine dinucleotide binding; oxidoreductase activity, acting on CH-OH group of donors
Source: RefSeq, a predicted model, not a curated record